Molecule: messenger RNA, 724 nt
Organism: Tilletiopsis washingtonensis
Lineage: Eukaryota; Fungi; Basidiomycota; Exobasidiomycetes; Entylomatales
Product: putative GTP-binding protein SAR1
Exons: 7
Coding region: 34-603 (189 amino acids)
Biological process (GO): endoplasmic reticulum to Golgi vesicle-mediated transport; membrane organization; vesicle organization
Cellular component (GO): endoplasmic reticulum exit site; COPII vesicle coat
Molecular function (GO): GTP binding; GTPase activity
Source: RefSeq, a predicted model, not a curated record
UAACGACACACCCCUCCGCACCGCACGCCCAGCAUGUUCAUCAUCAACUGGUUCUGGGACAUCCUGGCGCAGCUCGGCCUCGCGCACAAGAACGCCAAGAUCCUCUUCCUCGGCCUCGACAACGCCGGCAAGACGACGCUGCUGCACAUGCUCAAGAACGACCGCCUCGCGACGCUGCAGCCGACGCUGCACCCGACGUCCGAGGAGCUCGCCAUCGGCCAGGUCAAGUUCACGACGUACGACCUCGGCGGCCACCAGCAGGCCCGCCGGCUGUGGAAGGACUACUUCCCCGAGGUCGACGGCAUCGUCUUCCUCGUCGACGCACAGGACCACGAGCGCUUCGGCGAGAGCCGCGCCGAGCUCGACGCGCUGCUCGCCAUCGAGGAGCUCGCGCGGGUGCCGUUCCUGAUCCUCGGCAACAAGAUUGACGCGCCGGGCGCCGUCAGCGAGGAGGAGCUGCGCAACGCGCUCGGGUGCUACCAGACGACGGGCAAGGGCAAGGUGCCGCUCAAGGACAUCCGUCCGAUCGAGGUCUUCAUGUGCUCCGUCGUCAUGCGCCAGGGCUACGGCGAGGGCUUCCGCUGGAUCUCGCAGUACAUCUAAGGGCUGGGCGCGCGCCGGGCCGCGCGAGCUGCCGCUUGGCGACCGGCGCAUCGGGGACUGCGAUGGAGUGGCGCGCCGGCCGGGCCGGCGAGCUUCGUGCCACAGCGGGGACGGUGCGGGC